Molecule: messenger RNA, 1008 nt
Organism: Elephantulus edwardii (Cape elephant shrew)
Lineage: Eukaryota; Metazoa; Chordata; Mammalia; Macroscelidea; Macroscelididae
Gene: DNAJC17
Product: DnaJ (Hsp40) homolog, subfamily C, member 17
Exons: 11
Coding region: 29-943 (304 amino acids)
Biological process (GO): spliceosomal complex disassembly
Cellular component (GO): spliceosomal complex
Molecular function (GO): RNA binding
Source: RefSeq, a predicted model, not a curated record
UAGUACCAAGUGUGCAAGUGUCGGAACUAUGGCGGUGACCAAGGAGCUUUUACAGAUGGACCUGUACGCGCUGCUCGGGAUCGAAGAAAAGGCAGCAGACAAAGAGGUGAAGAAAGCGUACCGACAGAAGGCCCUCUCCUGCCACCCAGACAAAAAUCCAGAUAAUCCCAGAGCAGCUGAACUCUUUCACCAGCUUUCUCAGGCCUUGGAAGUACUGACUGAUACUGCAGCCCGGGCUGCUUAUGACAAGGUCAGGAAAGCCAAGAAGCAGGCAGAGGAGAGGACCCAGAAGCUCGAUGAAAGAAGAAAGAGAGUCAAGCUUGACCUGGAGGCCCGUGAGCGAGAGGCCCAGGCCCAUGGGAGUGAGGAGGAGGAGGAUAGCCGGAGCACCAGGACACUGGAGCAAGAGAUCGAGCGCCUCCGAGAAGAGGGUUCUCGGCAGCUGGAGGAACAGCAGAAGCUGGUCCAGGAACAGAUCCGUCAGGACCGUGAACACAGGUUGAGAGGAAAAGCAGAAAAUACUGAAAGCAAAGGAACCCCUAAACUAAAGCUAAAAUGGAAGUGCAAGAAGGAGGGUGAAUCAAAAGGUGGCUACUCCAAAGACGUCCUCCUGCGGCUUUUCCAGAAGUAUGGUGAAGUUCUCAACCUGGUGCUUUCUAAGAAGAAGGCAGGCACUGCAGUUGUGGAGUUUGCUACUGUGAAAGCUGCGGAGCUGGCUGUCCAGAAUGAGGUAGGCCUGGUUGAUAACCCUUUGAAGAUUUCCUGGUUGGAAGGACAGCCCCAGGGUACAACAGGCCCCAUCCACCCAGGAUUGUCACAGGGCUCAGUGCUGUCCGAGAGGGACUACGAGAGCCUCGUCAUGAUGCGCAUGCGGCAGGCAGCUGAGCGGCAGCAGCUGAUCGCCCAGAUGCAGGAAGAGGACAAGGAGGGGCCACCCACAUAGCCCCUGGCUCUGACCCCUCCCACCUUACAGCCCUUUUUUUAAAACAUCACAAUAAACAUUUUUUU